This is a messenger RNA of Symbiodinium necroappetens, 423 nucleotides long. The record is from the annotation of a GenBank genome assembly. NCBI's taxonomy places the organism in Eukaryota, Dinophyceae, Suessiales, Symbiodiniaceae.
GUAGAUGUCGCACAAUUGCUCCUGGAGGCAGGUGCUGAGAAGGAUUUGAGGGACCUGGGCGGUCGUACUGCAUUGAUCUAUGCAGCUCUCCGCGGACGUGCUGAAGUGGUAAAGUUGCUACUGCUGGCGGGUGCUCAGGUGGAUGUUGGUGAUGAGCGGGGCAGUACAGCGCUGAUGCAAGCAGCAUACAACGGUCAUGCUUCAGCCGUGGUGUUGCUGCUUCGGGCCGGGGCCCACGUGGAAGAGCGUGACAAUUCGGGCGACACAGCUCUGAUGGAUGCAAUACGUGGCGGUCAUGCGGGAAUAGUUCGGUUGCUCUUGGACGCUGGCGCCGACAAGAAUUCGUGUAACUUCGAGGGGCGUCCGGCACACAUGAUGGCAAGGGGUUAUGAUUCCGAAAUCAAGCGCUUGCUGGAGGCCUGA